This is a messenger RNA of Antechinus flavipes (yellow-footed antechinus), 2107 nucleotides long. RefSeq names its product L-threonine dehydratase catabolic TdcB-like. Bases 1 to 1707 code for a protein of 568 amino acids. Gene Ontology annotation, molecular function: threonine deaminase activity; L-serine ammonia-lyase activity. The record is from RefSeq and is a predicted model, not a curated record. NCBI's taxonomy places the organism in Eukaryota, Metazoa, Chordata, Mammalia, Dasyuromorphia, Dasyuridae. The transcript is spliced from 12 exons. Gene Ontology annotation, biological process: L-threonine catabolic process; L-serine catabolic process.
AUGCUCCAGGAGUCACUGGGGGCAUGUGCUGGAGGUCAGUUAGCUCCCCGGUACGCUUUAACAAAGGACAGGGGCCUGGUGCUGAGUGGGAAGGAGGGUGAGGCACGUAGAACUAUGAAUUUUGUGGCCCGGUUGCUUUACUUGAAGGAACCACUGAACCGAAGUCCUCGGGCUCACUUUGGAGGUGAAGAAGAGUAUGAUCUAUUCUGGCCAAGCUAUGCUGAGGAGAUGAUCUCCAAGAGGAACGAUGAUAAAGAAAAAUCUGAAGCUCCCAUCCUUCCAGAAUGCAUCUAUGAAGAAGAGCCCUUGGAAAACAGCAGCCUUAGUUCAUGUCAGUCACCUGAUCAGCUUGAGCAGUUAAAUGAUUAUUUAGAAGAGGAUGAUAUUGAAGGGAAUAUUAAGACAUGGAAACUGAUGGUGCUAGAGCAUGGAGAUGAGCAUCCAAUCAUACCAUCUACACCCCCACUCUGCAUCCAAACAACCAACUUCCAGUUGAUCGAAUUGGAAGAUAUUAAAAAAGCAGCCUCGCAGAUCGAAGGGAGUGUCCAGGUCACUCCAUGCAUGCACUCUAGACUGUCCAAGAAAUAUGGCAUGGAGCUCUUUCUAAAGAAGGAAUUUCUCCAGUACACAGGCUCAGUGAAGGAGCGAGGAGUAUUGAAUAUCUUGACAUCCCUGAAGCAGAUCCAGCAGAAAAAGGGAGUGAUCGUUGCCUCUGACAGCAACUUCUCCAUGGCUGUGGCCUUCCAUGCAACUGAACUUCAGAUUCCGGUGUUUGUCAUCAUGCCCAGCAAUACCUCUGUGGCAAGCGUGAAGAUGUGUCGGGACUACGGCGCUGUGGUGAUCACCUUUGGUGGGUCAGCCAAAGACUCCCGGACUCAUGCCCAACAGCUAGCCAAGAAGAAUGAUUAUCUCUUUUUGGAGGAAGAAGACAGCCUCGAGUACGUCUCUGGUCUGGGAACUAUGGGGUUGGAAAUCUUCAGGCAGGUACCAAGCCUGGAUGCAGUGGUGUUCCCUGCUGGAGGCCCUUGUGCACUUCUGGCAGGCUCUGCAGCUGCACUGAAGCAGCUGAGCUCCCAAAUCUCUGUGAUUGGUGUCCAACCUGAGAGUUUCCCUAUCCUAAAGCAUUCUCUGAAGGUAGGUCAUCCAGUGGAGAGCCAAGCCGGGGGCGGCCACCUGUUCUAUAAAGACUUGAGUGAACCAUGCUCCAGAAAAAAUACCCUGCAGCUGGUGGGGCAGCUUGUGGACAAGAUUGUCACAGUGACGGAAGAAGACAUUUUGAUUGCCAUGCUGAGGCUGCUGGAGUAUGAAAGAGCCACUGUAGAUGCAGAAGGUGCCAUUGGUCUAGCUGCUAUUGUGGCCGGGAAGUUACCAGAGUUAAAAGGCAAAAGAGUGAGCGUGGUCCUGUGCAGUGGAAACCUUAGCCUGCCCCUCUUACAGCAAUGCAUCCAGAGGGCCCUGACCCUGGAUAGCCAGACCUGCAAGUUCUCUCUCUGGAUACCUGACAAUGCAAGGGACAUGGCCAAGCUGCUGGAGGUUCUUGACCGAGAGGUAGUAAGGGUGCUGGACAUUCAGAAGGAACAUGGAUUUAUGACCUCUAAGCUCUUCAUGACAAAGGUCACCUGUGUUACUGAGACUAGAGACAAGCAACAAGCAACUCAGCUCCGGAAUGCCCUCUUAGAACGCUACCCAUCCCUGGAGUGGAUGUAGCAGUGAGGGAAAAUUACAUCACUAACACUAGUUACAGAAGCCCUUAUGGUUGUAGACCCCUCGUGGCCAGAGCAGGAGGUGGGCUUGUGAAAAGCAGUGGCAAAAAAAAAUGCUGAGGGAAUAUCCAUAGAGUGUAAAUGAAAAGAAGGCAGAGAUCACAAUGUUGUAGAAUGGGAAAGCAUUCAGUUUGGAGUCAGAAGUUCGAAACCUGGCUCGGUUACUUACCACUUGUGACCAUUCUAAGAGAGUCAUAACCUCUGUGGGUUGAAAGUUCCUUAUCUGCAAAAAUAAUAUUUAAGACCUCAAUUCAGAUUGGACUGUGUGCAUAUAAACAUUUCCUGCAGCACCUAGUGUAGUGCUCUGCCCACAACAGAAGCUUAAUAAAUGUUGGUUGAAUCAA